AUGGCAUCCGGAAGCAGCAACUGCGAGCCCCAGGGAGGCGACUAUGGAAUCGGCAGAUCGGUGUGCCUACACUUCGCCUUGGAAGGCGCCACAGUCGGGUACACGUAUGUCAAGGGCAUCGAAGACGUCGACAAGGACGAAACCAUCAGACUGAUCAAACAAAUCAAAUGCCCUUCCUCCAGUAGAGACCCGAUCGCCAUAGCAGCAGACCUGGGAAAUGAAUCGGAGUGCCAAAGGCUUGUUGACGAGUUUAUUAAAGAAUACAGGACUAUUGACAUCCUGGUCAACAACGCGACAAUUCAGUACUACACCGACUCGAUCGACGACAUAACCGAAUCCAGGUUGGAGAACAUAUUCUGGACCAACAUAUUCGCCUACUUCCUCAUGGCGAGAUUCUCACUGAAUCACAUGAAACGAGGGAGCUGCAUCAUCAACACCACGUCCAUCACGGCCUACAGAGGGAACAGCUGUAGCCUCGAGCUGCUGGAGUACAGCGCGACGAAGGGAGCGAUCGUGAGCUUUACGAGGAGCUUGAGUUCGAGGCUUGUGAAGCAAGGGAUCCGGGUUAAUGCGGUUGCCCCGGGACCCAUUUGGACGCCGAUACAGGUAGCCACGAUGCCGCCGGGGAGAUCGACCAAGUUGGGAUUCCUACUUCCCAAUGGGGGCUUGAUCGUUAAUGCGUAA
This is a messenger RNA of Linum trigynum, 684 nucleotides long. Lineage: Eukaryota; Viridiplantae; Streptophyta; Magnoliopsida; Malpighiales; Linaceae. The record is from the annotation of a GenBank genome assembly.